AUGGCAAGUGGUGACGAAAAAGCGAUCGUUUGCGAGGGACACGAUGAACAUCACGACCACGGCGAUGAACAACACGGCCACGGACCCAGAAAUACACACCACGGUCACGGCGAUGCACACCACGGCCAAGGCGAUGCACACCACGGUCACGGCGAUCAACAUGGUCACGGCGAUCCACAUCACGGUAUGGGCAUGAUGGGUCAUGGUUCCUGCUUUCCGUACGGUGGUACACCAUUUAUGUACGGGUACUACGGUCCUUUCCAUCAUACUAUGACAAUGGUACAUCAUCCAUUUGGUUUGAUGUCUGAUGUCGGGCAUGGAAAUCUCCACCGCGGUAUGGGUAUAACGGGACAUCCACCAUGCUGCGGUGAUGACAAGAAGAAAUCAACUGGCGAUGGUGAAGAAGAUCCCCAUCACUCUGGACACGGAGACCCUCAUCACAGUAUGGGAAUGAUGGGACACGGCAUGCAUCCUGCUUUCAUGAUGCCUGGUGGUAUGAUGCACCCACCAUUCAUGAUGGGACAUCCACCUUGCUGUGGUGAUGACAAGAAAAAGUCAACUGGCGAUGGUGAAAAAGAUCCGCAUCACUCUGGACACGGAGACUCUCAUCACGGUAUGGGGAUGAUGGGACACGGCAUGCAUCCUGCUUUCAUGAUGCCUGGUGGGAUGAUGCACCCGCAAUUCAUGAUGGGACAUCCACCUUGCUGCGGUGAUGACAGAAAAAAUCAACUGGCGAUG
Messenger RNA from Saccoglossus kowalevskii, 738 nucleotides. Its product is annotated as histidine-rich glycoprotein-like. NCBI's taxonomy places the organism in Eukaryota, Metazoa, Hemichordata, Enteropneusta, Harrimaniidae. The record is from RefSeq and is a predicted model, not a curated record.